Eremothecium sinecaudum is the source of this 1116-nucleotide messenger RNA. It is a transcript of the gene DLT1, whose product is annotated as Dlt1p. Lineage: Eukaryota; Fungi; Ascomycota; Saccharomycetes; Saccharomycetales; Saccharomycetaceae. The transcript has a single exon. The record is from RefSeq and is a predicted model, not a curated record. Bases 1 to 1116 code for a protein of 371 amino acids.
AUGAUAAAUUAUUACGUAAUUAUCAUAUUGAAUUUGAAAUCACAAUAUGGUUUCCAUAUUAAAACAAAUGAACUUGAAGAAGACAGAAACAAACUAAAAAGAAUCUGUGAUGAAAUUGCAUUUGAAAUGUCGUUAAAUAUACCAACAUGGAGCCGUAGAUUAUGUUCAUUGCUAUUACUGUUGCUCGUUAUUUUGUUUUCAUUGGCAAUGCCAAUUGAUUGCAUUGUAAGGGCUUCCAUGACUCCGAAUGAUGCUCUGAAUAUGUUUAUUGUGUUUGGUGCAUUAAUAGUAAUUGCAGUUAUGAGUGUGGUACUUGGUGUUGGUAGGAUAUUAGUUUUCAGGUCGUGUAUGCAGGAAAUACCAAAACGUUACAUUCCAAUAACGGAUCGAGAUAUACCUAAUAAGGAGUGUCGAGAUCAAAUAAACAAGUUUCUUAAAUUUACUCAUGACUUCAGGAGGAAAUUCUCAAAGCCGGUUGAGAUGGUUGUGCAUGAUGGUCUGGAACCGCCUAAGAGCCUUAAUGCUGUGCAUGAUAACAAGAUUCCGCCGUUGGUUAAUUACCAAACCUGUGUCAAGAUUAUUGCUGAUAGACUAAAGUUUCAGGGUAUAUUCAUCAAUAAUGCGGAGUUAGAUAUAAAUCUUGGAACUACUUUUGCCCAACAAGUCCAUGCUCAUUUUCCAUCCACCGGGGAACAUACAAAGUUGGCCGAGAAAUACAUCGAUUUAUAUGAGACCAUAAGGUACCAAGGAAAACCUGUUACUAGGGCGAAUUUUAUAGACUUCAUGGAAUUGACCCUUUUUUUUAGUGAUUUAUUACCUAGUGCUGAGAAGGAAGUUGAUCGUGGACGAACAGAUGGCAUACUCCCAUUUAUACACUCCACAAUGUCUCAAAGCGACGCUUCAUACUCUGCAUCCUCUUCAGGUUUUAGAUUAAAUGAAGAACUUGUAAAUUUGCGUUCAUGGACUCCUUCUUUGGCUUCACCAAGCAAAAGUUCAACAGCUAUUCAUUUAAUGUCUUCUCAGAAAGAAAAGAAAUCAUCAAGUACUAAUAACUCUACCAUCGACGACUACUAUUCAUCGACUACUGACAGUUUUAACUCAGUAGUAAGAAGAUAA